UGCCUCAUCGUCUUAUCACUACUGUUUUAUAAAUAUUUUUCUUAAGAAUUCCACUCAGUCUAUUUUGCAGUAUCUGAUUUGAUGUAAUUCUUAACUCAGUGUCGAGUGUUCUUGGUCUAGGUUUAACUUAGUAAGGCUACGUAUUCAACUGCAACACCAAAAGGAGUAAAUUAAGGACGGGUUAACCUUUGAACUUCUCGGGUUCUCUUUUUUUAUCGGUAACUCGAAACGCAUUCUGGAUAUCAUCCUCCAAUGGCAGAAAAACAGACCCCUGAAUCAAUCCCUCGCAGGAUCACAGCCCCCUUCCCUAAUUUAUCAUCCAUGUGUGAUCCAAAUUUCGUGGAGCACGCAUGGGAAAAUGAUCAAAAUCUGAUUCGAGGUUUGUCGUCGAUGAUGCCUAAAAAGAAUUUCCCAGGCUCUGUCAAUUUUUCUCAAUCUUCUAAGGCUCGAAUUCAACAUGAAGGAGAAACCCCUACGGUGAAUACAUCAAAGCACUGGGUUGCAGAUUCCACUAGUACGUAUGGCGAUCCAUUAUCCAGUAUCGCUAAAACGAAUCGCCUUAAUCAUCAUCAUCAUGAGAAUUACAUAACUUCUCUGCAAACUGGGUACCGGGAACUACUAUUCGAGGAUGGUUUCAAUGUUGCCUUGGAAGCAGACCAAAAAUGCUACGAUCAGCAACUCCUAGAUUCCAAUAUUGGUCCUACAAACAAAUACAAGAAUUUUAAACAAAGCAACGUGCUGGACGUGCCCGAGCUCGUACACGAGAUUCCUCAACAAACUAUGAAUAACGAUAGCCAACUACCACAGCCACAACCCGAAACUUGUAUUCCAUUUAUGAGAUCAAAGGACAAAUAUUCAAGGAUCGAUGAGCAAAGUGAGAGGGCGAACUGUUCCAUCUUCUUAAACUCUCCAGCUCUUCCUAAAUCUAGCCAGAUUCCAUGCUGUGGUGUAACAAUACCAAGGAGCACUCCAGGUUUAGCUGUUGAAGAAGAUGAUGAUUUAGAAGCCAACGCCAGAUCUGUUCCUUUCGCAAAAGAAGCAAAAUCUAUGAGGCUAAUAUUACCAGAUUAUGAGCCUGAAAAGGAGUGGGUUGUUCCUGAUGAGCAGUCCGAAGCCGUUCGUUUUAACGAUAAUAUGAGGCUUCCGUCUUCUAGGGUUGGUGGUACAUCUUCAGGCUUGGCACCAAAUACAAUCAUGAAAGGAAAAGUUGUCGAGCAAAAGGUUGCAUCGUCUUCAGUGUGCUCGCGUGGGGCUUCAAAUUGUCCAGUUAACACUUUUGAAAGGAGAUAUGAAGAUACUGAUCUCAGUGAUAAUGAUGAAUUGGAAGAAGCUCAUGAGACGACAAAAGCAACGCCAAGCAAAGGCUCUAAGAGAAAGAGAAAAUCUGAACUUCACAAGCUAUGUGAAAGGAGGCGAAGGGAUAAAAUCAAUGAAAAGAUGCGUGCAUUGCAAGAGCUCAUUCCCAAUUGUAAUAAGGUGGAUAAAGCUUCAGUGCUUGAUGAAGCAAUUGAUUACUUGAAAACGCUUCAGCUCCAAGUCCAGAUGAUGUCAAUGGGAACUGCUGGCGUUUAUAUGCCUCCAAUGAUGUUACCAGCUUCGUCAAUGCAACAUAUAAAUGCACGACAAUUGGGUGGUUACUCUCCCAUGGCCAUGGGAAUGGGAAUGGGAAUGGGAAUGCAAAUGGGUCUAGGCUGCACAACAGCAACACAAUUUCCAUCCAUAACUUCACUAAUGCCUGGGAUCAUGCAAGCUAGAUUUAACAUGCUUGGCCUCCCUCGCCAAGUUUUAUUAAUGUCGCCUUCACCUUUCGCAUCCUUGGCUGCAACAUUUCCCCCACAAUCGGUCCGAACCUCUUCCGUUUCUCAAGCUCUUGCCGCUGUUCCUCUGUCUACAUCAAAGGAUUCAAACCCAACACUUCAACUAAAAAAAAAGAAAUGCUUAAUGAAGAGUUAGCAAAUCAAUUUGUAAAAAGCCUCAGGUCUCCCCACUCACAUCAGACUGACCACCUGCCCAUUUUUUAUAAUUUCAUUUUCCUAUCUUGAUUUGUAAGUAGAUUUACGUAAAAUUUCAACUAAGAAUAAAAGUUAGAAAGAAUAGAACAACAUAUAAUAA
This is a messenger RNA of Gossypium arboreum, 2112 nucleotides long. RefSeq lists its product as uncharacterized. Gene Ontology annotation, molecular function: DNA-binding transcription factor activity; protein dimerization activity. The coding region runs from base 253 to 1953 and encodes 566 amino acids. The record is from RefSeq and is a predicted model, not a curated record. The transcript is spliced from 6 exons. Lineage: Eukaryota; Viridiplantae; Streptophyta; Magnoliopsida; Malvales; Malvaceae. Gene Ontology annotation, biological process: regulation of DNA-templated transcription.